AUGACAUUGGGAACACUCUACGUGAAUGCUCAGUUUCCUAGAAACUCGCAUGUCUUGAAGCUAGUGAGAUAUCUCGGUUUGAAUAUCGACAUUGUUGACGUGAGAGAAAUCAACAACUAUGCGGAAAUUUAUGCAUUGCAUAAGGUGCCAUACUUUUUAGGGACGGACGGGUUCAAGUUACCAGAGGCCUAUGCGGUUGUCUGUUAUCUCAUUGACCUCUCGGGAGACCACGGCGACCUGUUGGGCCGUUCCACCAAGGAGAAGGCACUCAACACGGCGUGGUACUCGCUUGUUAACAUGGAGAUUAUCCAGAGGUACGGCGUCCUCCUUUCCGGUAAGACCCAGCAGGCCAAGGACAAGGCGACUGCCGAGCUGCAUGGCUUGUUGGAGUAUAUUGACGACGCCCUAGCGACUCGGGAGUUUCUAAUUGGAAACUCCUUCACGGUAUCGGACCUUUUUGCCCAUGACGCUAUAAAAACACUCCAUGGACUCAACAACGACUUUAAAUCCUACACAAACAUCAACCGCUACCUCGGCAGUUGUGGCUGUCACCCUUGUAUUGCUCCUUAUAUUUAG
Molecule: messenger RNA, 576 nt
Organism: Pichia kudriavzevii
Lineage: Eukaryota; Fungi; Ascomycota; Pichiomycetes; Pichiales; Pichiaceae
Exons: 1
Coding region: 1-576 (191 amino acids)
Biological process (GO): translational elongation
Cellular component (GO): cytoplasm; nucleus
Source: RefSeq, a predicted model, not a curated record